Messenger RNA from Panicum hallii, 1884 nucleotides. Its product is annotated as DDB1- and CUL4-associated factor 8. Gene Ontology annotation, cellular component: cytoplasm; Cul4-RING E3 ubiquitin ligase complex. The record is from RefSeq and is a predicted model, not a curated record. The transcript has 5 exons. Lineage: Eukaryota; Viridiplantae; Streptophyta; Magnoliopsida; Poales; Poaceae. Bases 87 to 1556 code for a protein of 489 amino acids. Gene Ontology annotation, molecular function: protein binding.
AGUCGGCAGAUGGACGAGGAGACGGGACGCUGGAGGCGCGCCGAGGGAGGAAACCCUCGUGAACGGUGGCGGCGGCGGCGGCGGCGAUGCCGCCGGAGAGGAAGAGGAUGGCCGGGCUGUGGGAGCGCGAGGUCGGCGGCCUCCCUCCCAGGAACUUCGCCAACGCCUUCAUGGCCUCCAAGGACUUCGUGCAAUCUCUCAGCAUACACAAGAGACUACGGAAGCACAGGGGCUGCGUCAACACGAUAAGCUUCAACGGGGACGGGAGAUUGCUCCUCUCCGGGGCGGACGAUCGGACCGUCGUGCUGUGGAAUUGGGUGGAGGCUGUGCCAACCGUAUCGUUCCACACUGGGCACAGUAACAACGUGCUCCACGCGCAGUUCAUGCCCUUCUCGGAUGACCGGAGCAUUGUCACGUGUGCUGGUGAUGGCGAGGUGAGGCAUUCGCAGAUACAGGAAGGGGGUCACGCAACUACAGACAAACUUGUUGAGUUGGAGUUCGCGGUACAUAGGUUCGCUGUUGAACCAGGAAGUCCUUACACAUUCUACUGCUGCUGUGAAGAUAGCUCCGUGUGGCUUUUUGACCUCAGGGGGAAAAAUGCUGUGGAACUCUUUAAAUGUAGGGCUGCAGACCAUUUCACUGCUGAUGCCACCGAACUCUUUGCUAUUGCCAUAGACCCAAUGAAGCCCUAUUGUUUUGCAGUGGCUGGAUCAGAUGAGUAUGUAAGGAUAUAUGAUACCCGCAAGAUUCGUCUGGAUGGCAAUUCUAUUUUCGGUCACCCGACAGAGCACUUCUGCCCUCCACAUUUGAUUAGUGAAAACAAAGAUGGAAUAACUGGUUUGGCUUACUCACAGACCAGUGAGCUAUUAGCAUCCUAUAGUCAUGACAAUAUCUACCUUUUCUCAAGAGAGCAUGGUUUACACUUCAACAACAUUGAGGUAGAUGAGCGACUCCUGAUGGAUGGGACCAACCCCUUAUCUUGUUGUAGGGAUGAGUUGCCUAUACCUAAGACAUUCAAUGGACACCAGAACCAACACACCAUUAAGGGGGUUAACUUCCUUGGGCCCAACUGUGAUUAUGUUACCUCCGGGUCAGACUGUGGCCGUAUAUUUAUUUGGAGAAAGAAGGAUGGGGAGCUGAUCAGAGUGAUGACUGGAGAUAAACACAUUGUAAACUGUGUCGAACAGCACCCUUCAGGGAUUGUUGUUGCAAGCAGUGGCAUUGAUAAAGAUAUUAAGAUUUGGGAACCUGGUGAAGGUGAAAACCCCUCCAUCGCUCCUGUUGACAAGGUUGAGGAAGAUAUGUGGCUCUCCAGCAGCAGUGAUUCUGAUGGCUUUUUCUACAACGACGAUUUGGAGUAUGCAAUGGACUUGGAUGAUAUUUAUGUAUAUGGAAAUGGUGAUGAACAUUCAUCUGAGGAAGAUGAAGAUACAUCAUCAGAGGAAGACGAUGAUGGUGAUAACAGUGCCAAAGAAGACAACGAUGGUGACAACAGUGCCGCAGGAGAAGGUGGUGCUGAUUGUGAAAACAGUGCCGAAGAUGUAAGCGAUGGUUGACAACGAUAUAACAGGCGAGGAAGAUUUUGUUCAGCUAUUAGUUCAAGAGCAGCUGCUUUUAGUUUCGUGUAAGGUGAUCUCGGGAGGAGCCAGGCUUCCACCGGUAUAGUAAGGAUUCUCAAGAGUCUCGGCGUGAUGCCUGCUAGGUUAUUGUUUGGUGCUUCCUUUUCACUCAUCAGUGUUUCACCUGUAUAUAUUUUCUUCAGAAUUGAGAUAGCCUAGCAUCGUGAUGUAAAUGUCUCGUGAAAGCGAUUACCCAGUGGGAGACUAGUAUGAGAGCGGCUUUGGGCUUCAUGAUAUGAGAGUUGAUGAACAAGUGUUUGGUCUU